AUGUGCAAAAAAUUCCUCUUUAUCAAUGGGAAGAAAGACGAUUGGCACACCCAAGAUGGACCACCGUAUUACUUCGAGAACAGUCAGCAGAAGUCAUCGGAUAUCUGGAAAGGAAGUCACAUACUCUGGAAACACGUUGAUCACACUGCCACCGAUUCGUUUAUGACACAUCCCACAGAUCCUCUCCUCCGUGAUGGUGACGUGCCGGGAUCGCGCAGAUUUGCCGUCCGUCCCCUCGCCAACCAAGAGUUGGGCCUGGGUCUUGAUAUUCUGCGACUUCUGCAGGCUGGCCACAAUCCGCGACUCGCUGAGCAUCGAAUUGGCCGCGCGCAUGCGACCGCGGAAAUAGAAUUCCAGAUCUUUGACCGGGAGAGUCUCGGGGAUCAGUUCUAA
This is a messenger RNA of Aspergillus melleus, 393 nucleotides long. RefSeq lists its product as uncharacterized. NCBI's taxonomy places the organism in Eukaryota, Fungi, Ascomycota, Eurotiomycetes, Eurotiales, Aspergillaceae. The record is from RefSeq and is a predicted model, not a curated record. Bases 1 to 393 code for a protein of 130 amino acids. The transcript has a single exon.